UAGGAGCUUCAGCAUCAUGACCAAGGCUGUGGCGCCCCAGGCGAAAGCCCCCAAGUGGUACUCGGGUGACGAUGUGAAGCCCAAGGCUGCUCCUCAGAAGCACAACCCGACCAAGCUUCGGAGCACCAUCACUCCUGGCACGAUCCUGAUCCUCUUGUCGGGGCGCUUCCGCGGCAAGCGUGUGGUGUUCCUCAAGCAGCUCCCUUCGGGAACUCUGCUGGUCACUGGUCCGUACUCCGUGAACGGUGUGCCGAUGAGGCGCGUAAACCAGGCGUACGUGAUUGCUACAUCCAUGUCGGUGGACGUGUCGAAGGUAACUAUCCCCGCCGCGGACGACUCGUACUUCACGCGUGAGGAAGUGGCGACCAAGACUGACGAAGACCAGUUCUUCGAGCAGGGAGCCAAGAGCUCCACGGUGUCCGACAAGCGGAAGGCUGACCAGAAGACCGUCGACGCCGGUGUGUUGGCGGCCAUGACGAACCCGAUGCUGAAGGCAUACCUCAACGCGAAGUUCUCUCUUAAGAAGGGGGAUCGCCCGCACGAAAUGAUCUUCUAGGUUGUUUUUGGCAUUUGCUGGGGCUCCAUUAAUAUGAAAGCUUGACUUGAUUUUUUUUUUGUGGUUCCGACCUGGACAUUCACCAUGUCCCAUGUAGUUCCCAAGGCGUGAAGAUGAGCCUAUUCUGACGGCUGACAUGGGCGAGGGAUGUGUGCUGUCCUUUGUUCUGAGCCUUCCCAAUUCUCGACCAACAUGGACCGUCCGAGAAGGAACAUGUCACCUUCGAGGUUCACGCGAAACUAAAGCAACUACAUAACAGGU
Ectocarpus siliculosus is the source of this 817-nucleotide messenger RNA. NCBI's taxonomy places the organism in Eukaryota, Phaeophyceae, Ectocarpales, Ectocarpaceae. The record is from the annotation of a GenBank genome assembly.